AUGGCUGACACCGAUUCCUUCGUCCAUCUCGCCCGCCCUCUGGGUCCCGUGGCAGUGGGGUCUGCACCGACGACCGCCCCUGUGAAUGUUGUUAUUCAGCCUCAGGCUCUGUUCUCCAUCCUGGACCACUCUCUCCGUCGCAAUGCCGACCAGGAGCGUGUCAUCGGUACUCUUCUGGGAACCAGGUCCGAGGAUGGCACCGAAGUCGAGAUCCGCAGCACCUUCGCCGUGGGCCACACCGAGACGACAGACCAGGUUGAGGUGGAUAUGGAAUACCAGAAGCAGAUGCUCGCCCUGCACCUGAAGGCCAACCCCAAGGAGGUCCUCGUGGGUUGGUACGCCACCUCGUCCGAGCUCAACACCUUCUCGGCCUUGAUCCAAAAUUUCUACAGCGGCCAGGGCGACGGCACGUGGCCUCACCCCGCCGUUCACUUGACCGUCUCCACCGAGGCCGGCAAGGACAUCGAGACCCGCGCCUACAUCUCUGCCCCCGUCGGCGUGACCGCUGAGCGUGCUGCCGACAGCGCUGCCUUCAUCCCCGUUCCCUAUGAGAUCCGUUACGGCGAGGCCGAGAAGAGCGGUCUCGAGGCCAUUGCCGCUGCCCGGGAUGCCGAGGAGCGCUCCGCCAACAUCUUCACCGACAUCGAGGCCCUCGAGCGCGCCAUCGAGGAGGUUCUCGGUAUGAUCGACCGCGUUUCCCGCUAUGUCGAGUCCGUGAUCGACGAGGAGGCUCCCGCCUCCACGGCCAUGGGCCAGUACCUGCUCAACACGCUCGCCUUGGCUCCUAAGGUCGAGCCCGCCGACAUUGAGCGUGACUUCAACAACCACAUCCAGGACGUCCUGGUUGUGUCGUACCUGGCCAACACCAUCCGCACGCAGAUGGAGCUGUCCAACCGGCUAGCCACCGCACAGCUGACCCUGGGCGGCGAGGGCAGCGGCGAGUCCGGCGCCCAGCGCGGCGGACAGCGGGGCGGCAAGGGAGGCCGUGGUGGUCAGCAGCGGACUCAAGAGCGGAGCGGCGAGGAGGCUCGCGCGUAA
Aspergillus brunneoviolaceus CBS 621.78 is the source of this 1038-nucleotide messenger RNA. Its product is annotated as eukaryotic translation initiation factor 3 subunit F. Gene Ontology annotation, biological process: translational initiation. Gene Ontology annotation, molecular function: translation initiation factor activity; translation initiation factor binding; metallopeptidase activity. NCBI's taxonomy places the organism in Eukaryota, Fungi, Ascomycota, Eurotiomycetes, Eurotiales, Aspergillaceae. The transcript is spliced from 3 exons. The record is from RefSeq and is a predicted model, not a curated record. Gene Ontology annotation, cellular component: eukaryotic translation initiation factor 3 complex, eIF3m. The coding region runs from base 1 to 1038 and encodes 345 amino acids.